AGAAGGGGCUGGCCGGAAGUGAGCGCAACGCCGCCAUCUCAAGAUGAAACCGGCUGUGGAUGAGAUGUUCCCCGAGGGCGCGGGACCCUAUGUGGACCUGGAUGAGGCUGGAGGCAGCACGGGACUGUUGAUGGACUUGGCAGCCAAUGAAAAGGCAGUUCACGCAGACUUUUUUAAUGAUUUUGAAGAUCUCUUUGAUGAUGAUGAUGUCCAGUGAAGCCGCCCAGUCACAUGGGCUCUGUGUCUGUGACGUGUCUGGAGUCUCUCAGGACAGUAUCAGCUGGUCGGAGACACUGUGUGACUAUCACUAGAAAUCAGAACCUAGUCAAGCACUAGGGGAACUGUCUGAACCAACUGGGUACUGAUGUCUCUAGGAAUGCCAGCCUUGUGUCCUUGUUUAAACUAAUAAAGAACACUAUAACAUGCA
Messenger RNA from Grammomys surdaster, 427 nucleotides. RefSeq names its product COP9 signalosome subunit 9 (gene Cops9). Gene Ontology annotation, biological process: negative regulation of protein neddylation. Lineage: Eukaryota; Metazoa; Chordata; Mammalia; Rodentia; Muridae. The record is from RefSeq and is a predicted model, not a curated record. The transcript is spliced from 3 exons. The coding region runs from base 44 to 217 and encodes 57 amino acids.